Messenger RNA from Vitrella brassicaformis, 1701 nucleotides. NCBI's taxonomy places the organism in Eukaryota, Vitrellaceae. The record is from the annotation of a GenBank genome assembly.
GGUGUUCCGACGCUUUGAGGGCAGAUGGAUGGUGUGCGGAGGACCGACGUUGAAGGGCGAUGGUGAGGCCGAGGCGUUGAUUCAUCUCUUUUGUGUUUCUCAGCUCAUCCAGCUGCUGGCAGCGCUGUAGGAUGGCGAAAGAGUCUUCAGCAUGGCGCGGCUAUCUAACAAUCGCCUCAAUAGCAGUGGCGUCGCGCGUGGCGACAGUCAUUUGGACGGCUUUGGCUCACCACUUCAUCAGCGACUAUGACACGGCCACCGAGCUGAUGUUCGGAGAGCAUCCGCCGUCCGCUGGCAUCGCCGGCCGCCUGUUGGACACCUUUGUCUUGCCGCUGGUCCGAUGGGACGCCCUGUUCUUCCUCUCUAUCGCGUCUGACGGCUACCUGUAUGAGCACCACCACGCCUUCUUCCCCGGACUGCCUUUGCUGAUGCGGACACUCUCUCUCCCAUUGCUGCCGUCAUCAACGACGUCGGCACGCCGGCUCAUUGCCGUGGUUGGCGUCAUCCUGUCGAACGGGUGCUUUGUAAGCGCUGCUGUGGGACUGCUCCACCUGGCGAGGCAACUCGCGAAUGACGGGCGGACAGCAUUCUUCGCCGCGGCGCUGUUCUGCCUGCCUGCGAGCAGCGUGUUCAUGUCAUCUCUUUAUACGGAGAGCGCCUUCUGCUGCUGUGCCUUCUGGGGACUGGCCUUGCUGUAUCGGCGUCGCGUGACGGGCUCGUCAACGUGGCUGGGUGUUCUUCUGUUGUCGGCGGCGGCCUCGCUGCGGUCGAAUGGGGUGCUGAUGCUCAUCCCACUGCUAUUCUUCAACGUGCGCACGAGUCCACCGGUGGUCCCUAUGUGUCGUGGUUGGGAUUGGCGGCCUUUGAUCUGCUUCAUCGGCCACUGGUUGCGGGCAUCCCUGCAUGCAUUUAUCAUUGUGCUGCCGACCGCCUUGACGCUCGUGUACGGCUUCAGUGUCCAUUGCCGAGGCUGUGCUUUCCAGCAAGACAGCUGGCAAUCAUUCGUGUUGCGCCGAGCGGAUGACAUCAGUGGCAUGAUCUUCCCCUCUUCUGUCCACGGCCAUGGUCACCAUUAUCACUGUCGCCCCUGGUGCGUGCAAGUGGUUCCGAGCAUCUAUGGGUUUGUGCAGCGGCAGUACUGGGGCGUCGGGCCCUUCCUCUACUUCCAGCUCAAGCAGCUGCCCAACUUCCUGCUGGCCUUGCCGUGCCUCCUGAUGGUCACAUGGGCUCAAGGCGACACAUGGAAGAGGACAAUCGCAGCAGCAGCAGGGAAUGGUCAUCAUAGUACUACAGUGGAUUGGCGGCUGGUGGGUGAGGCGGUGCAGCUGGCGGUGCUGGCCACCUUCACUGUCACGUGCGCCAAUGUACAGGUCUUGACGCGUUUAGUUUCAUCGAGUCCCCUCUUGUGGCUGCACCAGGGGAGGUUGCUCGCUGACAGUGAUGUGACCAUGGGGCGGCGGGGCAAGUGGAUGGCGUCUGUGUGGGUGGGCUGGUCGUGCGUGUACUUCUUUGUCGGACCUCUCAUGUUUGGCAACUUCCUGCCUUGGACGUAAGUGAAUGGCAGAAUCGGCCGAGGUCGAUGCCAUGCAUAGAAUGGCAUUCAGGACACACGUGUAUGUAUUAACGUCCGUACCCCCUAGGUCCUUGCUUCUCACGCCACAGACGUCAUGGCCGACUGAAUGAUGCAUCCAAACAGACAGC